UAAGCUUUACAGGCUUUUCGUCGAACACCUUGCGGUGGUAGAUUAGUUCCGGUCGGGUUUAGGGUGACCUCCACACAAGCUUGGGCCGUGGCUUUACCCAGAUCCGUAGUCUCCUCCUCAUAACCUUCCCGCCUUCUUCCGCUCCCCACGUAGGGCAAGAAGGGGACAUCGAGGGAUCCCCAUGGCGGCGCCGAGUGGAUCUCGGAAGAAGGUCCAGCGCAAGUUCAAGCUCCGCGGGUUCACCCUCAAGGUCGACGCCCUAGAGGAGACCCUCGCCUACCUUGCCCGCUUCCCUGACGCCGAAGACGGAUACCUCGACCUCCUCAUCGAUGAUAUCGAUAAGCAAUCCCUGAAAUCGUCCAUCUUGGAUCGGGAGGCAAUCCGCCGGGUUGUUAGCCUCCUGCUCAAUGCGGAUGCCGCCGUCGACCCCAGCGCCGCCAGCACCAGCAGCAGCUUCGCCCUUAGGGUGAUUGAUGCGUUCGUGAUCCCUCGGUUUCGUUACGAUCCCAUCAAGAACGUCUUCUACGAACACACGGGAAAGUUGCCUAUCCAUGGGGAUGCUGGUGAUAAAGCUGCCCUAUAUAGGGAUCGAUACCAGUUAUUGCUUCAGAGGAUUGCUCGCGACAAAUUCUUUUCAAAACCCGUUUUUGACACCAAAAUGACUGAAUCCGAGAGCUGUGAGAUCACUCCUAUUCAGUCUUUGAUUGGAUGCACCGGAAGAAGAUGGAUUAUGGGCGUGAUAUCACAGUUGGAAGAAGGCCAGUUCUACUUGGAAGAUCUGUCUGCUGCUGUUCCAAUUGAUUUAUCUAACUCAAAAAUCACUUCAGGAUUCUUUGUUGAGAACACUGUGGUUGUAGUAGAAGGAGAGUUGCUUUCAAAUGGUAUUUUCCAGGUCAAUACAUGUGGAUUUCCACCCAUGGAGGAUAGAGAAACUUCAUUGGCACUACACAUGGGGCUUGACUUCUUCGGUGGAGACGUUUUAUCAACCGAAGAAAAUUUCAGAUUAUUAGGGCUAGAGAAGAAGGCAGUAAAUGACAUGUUUGUGGUCCUGUCAGAUGUUUGGUUGGACAAUGAAGAGACUAUGGAAAAGCUCGCUGUGGUCUUUGACGGUUAUGAAAGUGUUGAGGUGGUUCCUUCUUUAUUUAUCUUGAUGGGGAAUUUCUGCUCUCGGCCCUGCAACCUUGCUUUCUAUUCUUAUUCAACUCUCAGAAUGCAGUUUGCAAAGCUUGGAGAAAUGAUUGCUUCUCACCCAAGACUAAGAGAACAAAGCAGAUUUUUGUUUAUUCCAGGUCCUGAUGAUGCAGGUCCAUCCAAGGUUCUUCCAAGGUGUGCUCUGCCAAAGUAUCUCACUGAAGAAUUGCAAAAGCAUAUCCCUGGUGCUAUUUUCCGUAGCAACCCAUGCAGAAUUAAAUUUUACACCCAAGAAAUUGUUAUUUUUCGGCAAGAUUUGCUUUACAGAAUGCGUCGAUCUUGUUUGAUUCCUCCAUCAACAGCAGAAACGAGUGAUUAUUUCCAGCAUCUUGUAGCCACUAUUACUCAUCAAAGUCAUCUUUGCCCCUUGCCGCUGACUGUGCAACCCAUCAUCUGGAACUAUGAUCACUGCCUUAGAUUAUAUCCAACUCCACAUACGAUAGUGUUGGGCGACAGGAGUGAGCAGAAGGCUUUCAAAUAUACUGGAAUAACAUGUUUCAAUCCAGGCUCCUUCUCUAAUGACAACACAUUUGCUGCAUAUCGCCCUUGCACUCAGGAGGUUGAGUUGUCUGCCUUGGAAAGCUAAUCCAGUUUGAACCAUACUGCUCCCUACAUGGUUAAGAAUCACCAGUUGACAGAACCCAUGCUUAUGGGUCACCAUGCUCUGCUGUAUGUGUAUGUGCUGCCAAGACAUGCCCUCUGAAACCACAAAAUUAAUGUGACAUCGGCCUAUUGUGGGAAUAAGUAUGACAUUUGUGGAAA
This is a messenger RNA of Musa acuminata subsp. malaccensis (wild Malaysian banana), 1953 nucleotides long. Its product is annotated as DNA polymerase epsilon subunit B. Gene Ontology annotation, molecular function: DNA binding. Gene Ontology annotation, biological process: error-prone translesion synthesis; DNA-templated DNA replication. The record is from RefSeq and is a predicted model, not a curated record. Lineage: Eukaryota; Viridiplantae; Streptophyta; Magnoliopsida; Zingiberales; Musaceae. Gene Ontology annotation, cellular component: epsilon DNA polymerase complex.